UUUUGGCUUUUAUUCUCACUUUUGUUCAUCAUUUCACGGACCACACCGGUUUUGUUAAAAUCGAAAAUUUUUAAUUUUUUUCGUAUUCAACGAUAUCAAAAAUAUUUCCAUCUAGAUCUACAUUUUAAUCUUUUUUUUCAAUCCUUAAAAUUUGUCUAUAGUUUAGUUUGAUUAAUCAAUCAUCAAAUUUCAGAAUAAUGGCCGAUAAUGAUAAUGAUUUGUUAGAUUAUGAGGAAGAUGAAGAACAGGCACCAAUUGGUGGUGAUCUUUCCAAUAAUCAGGCAAAUAAUAAUGGUACCGUGAACGAUACAAAAAAAGCUGGCUAUGUUUCCAUCCAUUCGAGUGGUUUUCGUGAUUUCUUAUUGAAACCCGAAUUAUUACGUGCUAUUGUUGAUUGUGGUUUUGAACAUCCUAGUGAGGUUCAACAUGAAUGUAUUCCACAAGCUAUCCUGGGUAUGGACAUUCUUUGUCAAGCUAAAUCCGGUAUGGGUAAAACGGCCGUUUUCGUUUUGGCCACAUUACAACAAUUGGAUCCAGUUGAUGGACAAAUUUCCGUAUUAGUCAUGUGUCAUACACGUGAAUUAGCAUUUCAAAUCUCCAAAGAAUAUGAACGUUUCUCCAAAUAUAUGCCUAGCAUACGUGUGGCAGUUUUCUUCGGCGGUCUCACCAUUACCAAUGAUGAAAAAGUUCUUCGAAUGAAUCCACCACAUAUCGUUGUUGGUACUCCGGGUCGAAUUUUGGCACUGAUUCGUAACAAAAAACUGAACCUGAAAAAUAUCAAACAUUUCAUUCUUGAUGAAUGCGAUAAAAUGCUUGAACAGCUUGACAUGCGACGAGAUGUUCAAGAAAUAUUCAAAGCUACUCCUCAUGAAAAACAAGUCAUGAUGUUUAGUGCUACAUUGUCAAAGGAUAUUCGACCAGUCUGCAAAAAAUUUAUGCAAGAUCCAAUGGAAGUAUACGUGGAUGAAACAAAACUCACAUUACAUGGCCUACAACAAUAUUACGUCAAACUUAAAGAUUCGGAAAAGAAUCGAAAAUUGUUUCAAAUACUUGAUGAUUUAGAAUUUAAUCAGGUGGUCAUUUUCGUUAAAAGUGUACAACGGUGUGUUGCUUUGGCAACUUUAUUGGUCGAACAAAAUUUCCCAGCUAUUGCUAUUCAUCGUGCUAUGACUCAAGAGGAACGAUUAUCACGUUAUCAACAAUUUAAAGAUUUCCAGAAACGUAUAUUGGUCGCUACUAAUCUAUUUGGUCGUGGUAUGGAUAUUGAACGUGUUAAUAUCGUAUUCAAUUACGAUAUGCCCGAAGAUAGUGACACUUAUCUACAUCGUGUUGCUCGUGCCGGUCGUUUUGGAACGAAAGGUUUAGCUAUCACGUUUGUAAGCGAUGAAAGUGAUGCAAAAGUGUUGAAUAGUGUUCAAGAUCGUUUUGAUGUUUCAAUUCCAGAAAUGCCUGCCGAUAUUGACGUGUCUACCUAUUUCGAAGACAAAUGAAAAUAAUAAUUAGAUUUGCCCACUCCAUCACUAUACCAUAUAAACGUUAUCUUCAAAUUAUUUUUAUUGGUUUAAAAAAAUCAUUUAUAAACAAUAACAACAACAACAACAAUCAUUUAAGCAUUACAUUGUCUUUUUUUUGUAAUUCAUACACAAAAUAGUUCUAUAGGUUUUGAUUUGUAAUUCAUAAUUCAUUUCGAAUCUAAUUGAAUGAAGAAAAGAUUCACAAACAAAAAAAAAAUUAACAUAAUACCUCUUGGUUAUCGAUUAAAAAAAAACAUUUUUCAAAUAAAUU
Molecule: messenger RNA, 1785 nt
Organism: Dermatophagoides pteronyssinus (European house dust mite)
Lineage: Eukaryota; Metazoa; Arthropoda; Arachnida; Sarcoptiformes; Pyroglyphidae
Gene: Hel25E
Product: ATP-dependent RNA helicase 25E
Molecular function (GO): nucleic acid binding; RNA helicase activity; ATP binding
Source: RefSeq, a predicted model, not a curated record